Olea europaea var. sylvestris is the source of this 594-nucleotide messenger RNA. RefSeq lists its product as uncharacterized. The transcript has 2 exons. The coding region runs from base 1 to 594 and encodes 197 amino acids. Lineage: Eukaryota; Viridiplantae; Streptophyta; Magnoliopsida; Lamiales; Oleaceae. The record is from RefSeq and is a predicted model, not a curated record.
AUGGGACAAAUGGCACUUGUUAUAUCAAGUAGAGCACCAAGUAACCUACCAAGGAACACGGAGACUAAUCCCGAGGAGAAAGUAAUGGCAAUACACAUUCUAGAGAAUAAAAUUACUGGGGAGCAUGCCAAGAAACUCCACAUUAAUGUCUCGCUCAUAGAUGCAAUCAGGAAAAUUCCAAACUAUGCAAAAUUCUUGAAAGACGUGAUAACAAAGAAGAAAAAGCUUUCGAAAUUCGAAACGGUGGCACUAACAGAGGAAAGUAGUGCAAGGCUUCUCAAAAAGCUGCCUCCAAAACUUAAGGAUCGAGGGAGUUUCACUUUACCCAUUUCAAUUGGAGAAGUUGGAUUUUUUAAUGCUUUGUGUGACACAGGUGCAAGUGUUAACCUAAUGCCUUUAUCUAUUUACAAGAAAUUGGGAUUAGGAGAAGCAAAGAAAACAAUGAUGUUAUUGCAGCUGGCCGAUAGAAACAUAAAGUUUCCAAGGGAUAAAGUGGAGGAUGUACUUAUAAAGAGUGGCAAAUUGGUAUUUUCGGCAGACUUCAUCAUUUUGGACAGAAAGGAAGACAAGAAUAUUUCGAUAAUCUUAGGGUGA